Mobula hypostoma (lesser devil ray) is the source of this 1052-nucleotide messenger RNA. It is a transcript of the gene igfbp7, whose product is annotated as insulin-like growth factor binding protein 7. NCBI's taxonomy places the organism in Eukaryota, Metazoa, Chordata, Chondrichthyes, Myliobatiformes, Myliobatidae. Gene Ontology annotation, molecular function: insulin-like growth factor binding. The record is from RefSeq and is a predicted model, not a curated record. Gene Ontology annotation, cellular component: extracellular region. The transcript is spliced from 5 exons. Bases 24 to 800 code for a protein of 258 amino acids. Gene Ontology annotation, biological process: regulation of cell growth; regulation of signal transduction.
GGAGGGAGUUAUUCUCUGUCAAGAUGAGCGUCCGGUUACUGGGUGGGUGUCUGCUGCUGCUGCUGCUGGCGGCCAGCGCCGAGCCGAAGACAGGCUCGACUCGGUGCCCACCCUGCGUGCCGUCAGAAUGUCCGGCUCUGCCGCCCGGAGGCUGCCCGCUGGGUGAAGCGCCCAGUCCAUGCCGCUGCUGCACCGUGUGCUUCGGCGGCCAGGGAGAACCGUGCGGCGGCCGAGACUCCAAGUACGGUCGCUGCGCCCAGGGCUACGAGUGCGUCCGUACCGGCUCCAAGCGGAAGGGCCGGGGGCGCUGCGUCUGCAAGUCCCCCGAGCAGGUGUGCGGUAGCGACGGCAGCACCUACAGCUCGGGCUGUGAGCUGAGAGCCGCGGCGCGGCGGGCGGAGAUGGCCGGAGGCAGCCCGGUGACCAAAAUUCGGAAAGGAGCCUGUGAGAAAGCUCCGGUCAUUGUAACAACACCUCAGGAGAUUUGGAAUGUCAGUGGAUCACAAGUUUACCUCAGCUGCGAAGUUAUUGGAGUACCUACCCCUGUACUCACCUGGAACAAGGUAAUGAAAACAAUUACUGGUGUGGAAAAGGCAGAGUUACUCCCUGGUGACCGUGACAACCUUGCCAUCCAGACUCGAGGUGGGCCAGAGAAACAUGAGGUGACAGGAUGGGUGUUGAUUUCUCCACUCACUAAAGCAGAUGCAGGAGAAUAUGAAUGCCAUGCAUCUAACACCAAGGGAGAGGCUGCAGCUACUGGAAGUAUACAUGUGGUUGAUGAACUUAAAGAGAAUGCAUGAGAAAAAUGACGAAAGGCAGCCUGAACCACAAGCACGGCUACUUGCAGGGAAUUCUGUGACUAAGUGUAGACUCUGCGCAAUGUGUUUUUCCAUAUCCUAUAAAUUAAGUUUUACAGGGACAUCUAUCUCAUUCUUCUACACUGUAUUAAUUCAGUUACUUAUUAUGGUUUAUGUAGCUUUUAUAUUUACUCUGCUUGCAAUAAGAUGUAAAUCAAUAAGUACAAGGGGAAGAAGUUGUUAUAUUAUCAAGCA